AUGGCGAGGAGUUAUGCUGUAAGUGUGCUAACUUUUGCUACCAUUGUGGUCGGGAGGAAGAGCGCUAUGUGUGAUCAUACCACGAGGACACAGAGGAUAAUCCUAGUGGUUCCUGAGCAUAGUGCUUGCUGUGAGGCUUCGGCUCCCCAAUGUAAGAAUAAGUCAGGCAGAAAAAACCAAGAAAGGAUUUCUAAUGAAGCAAAUGAUAAACCAAAAACGUCAGUAGAAAACACUAAUACUUCGAUUGAAGGAAAUGAAAAAGGCACGCCCCAAAGCAUUAUUGAAAACAACAAACACGCCCAAGAAAAUGAUAAAAAUUACUUAGAAAAUGACGAUAAGAAUGACAACUGGUCAAAACCAGUAAAGUUAAUAAUAAAUGAAAACAAUUCUCCGCAACCAGUCAAAUCGUCUAGUGAGGGGAAUCAAAGAAGUAGCGAGUUUUUGGUUAUCAAUUUGAAAGACAUUAAAAAAAUAACUUUAACUUCAGAUGGCGAUUUAAUUAUUGAGUUUAACCAACCCGAAAAUAACAGUGAUAAAUCACUUUCUCGAACCAUAACUACCGAGCAAAUAAAUACUAAUCAGGAACUUCAAACUGUUAAAAAUUACUGUCAAAGGAAUGGCAAAAAUAGUUUAAGUCAGCAAGAAUUAAAUAAUCUUAUUAAUUCUAAUAAAACUUCCGCGUCGACGAACAAGAGCAAGGAUGAUAAUAAUAGCGCACUGGCAAUAGGAUUAUCCGUAGCAGUCGCUUUAAUAGUUGG
This is a messenger RNA of Paraglomus occultum, 758 nucleotides long. NCBI's taxonomy places the organism in Eukaryota, Fungi, Glomeromycota, Glomeromycetes, Paraglomerales, Paraglomeraceae. The record is from the annotation of a GenBank genome assembly.